This is a messenger RNA of Chaetura pelagica (chimney swift), 1167 nucleotides long. It is a transcript of the gene SYNC, whose product is annotated as syncoilin, intermediate filament protein. The coding region runs from base 1 to 1167 and encodes 388 amino acids. Lineage: Eukaryota; Metazoa; Chordata; Aves; Apodiformes; Apodidae. Gene Ontology annotation, cellular component: intermediate filament. The transcript is spliced from 4 exons. The record is from RefSeq and is a predicted model, not a curated record.
AUGGCAGGGACCCAGCUGGAGGAGGAUGUGACCAGAGCCGAGAUCCUGCUGGACGUGGAUGAGGCAGGAAUCCCGCUGGACGUGGAUGCAGAUGGAGCAGAGAUUCUGCUGGAUGUGGAUGCAGCAGGGAUCUCCCUGGAUGUGGACACAGGUGGGACAGAGGUCCCACUGGACGUGGGUGCAGAUGGAGUAGGGAUCCCACUGUACAUGGAGACAGACGGGGCAGGGAUCCCAGCUGACGUGGACGCAGACGGGACAGGGAUCCCACUGGACAUGGAUGCAGAGGGGGCAGGCAGCCCUCUGGAUGGGGCUGGUGUGGGGCAGCCCUGCCUCAGCCUCGAGGAGCUGGGUGACUACUUCCAAGAGUGCAUCGAAGCUGUGGAGCAGCUGGAGAAAGAGAGAGACAACCUGAUCACAGAGCUCUCCCAGCUCCGGGAGCCGGCGCUGCAGGAGAUCCGCCAUGCCCACCAGGAGAUCCAGGCAGCCUGCAGGCUGCUGGCCAAGGUGGAGCUGGAGAGGGACAACCUGAAGGAUGAGAUCCGGCAGAUCAAGCAGAAGCUGUUCAAGGUGACAAAGGAAUGUGUGGCCUGCCAGUACCAGCUGGAGAGCCGGCGGCAGGACCUCUCCCAGCACGCUGCUUACCGGGGAGAGCUGGAGAGCCAGGCUGGGCAGCUCUCUGGUGAGCUGUCCCGGCUGAAGGAGACCUGCGAGAAGGAGAAGGAGGUUUUGAGGCAGCAGCUGGAGGCUCCACCCUGUCGGCAGGAUAACCUGUACCUGCAGGAGAGCUGCCGGCUCUCCAUGGAAGGAGAGGCAGGGGCCAAGGCACUGCAGGAGAUGCAGGGGGAGAUCCAGGGGAUGAAGGAAGCCCUGAGGCCCUUGCAGGGGGAGGUCAGCAGGCUGCGGCUGCAGAACCGGAGCCUGGAGGAGCAGAUUGUCCUGGUGAAGCAGAAGCGGGAUGAAGAGGUCGGGCAGUACCGGGAACAGGUUGAGGAGCUGGAAGACAGGCUGAAGGAGCUGAAGAACGGGGUCCAGCUCCAGCAGCGCAAGAAUCAGGAGCUGGAGGAGCUGAGGACCAGCCUCCACAGGGAGCUCUCCAUCUACAAGGGCUGCUUAGAAAUCUACGGCCACCUUUGCAAGUCAGAAGAAAAAGCAGAGCAGGAGUGUUAG